AUGGGUGAAAGAGAUGAUGCACUGGGGCUAAGUUUGAGCUUGGGUUUAGGGUUUAAUCAAAAGGAGUCAUCUCCGAGGUUGAAUCCAAUGCCUUUUGCUUCUUAUUCAUCUUCUUCACACAUGCAUAUGCAGAGCAAUCAUAACCAUUCUCAAAAGAUUCAGAACAGUUGGACUCAUAUGUUUCAAUCUUCAGAGAGAAACUCCGAGGUGAGAUCGUUUCUCCGGGGAAUCGACGUGAACAGAGCUUCAUCGACGGUGGUUGCUGACUUGGAGGAAGACGCCGGAGUAUCGUCUCCGAACAGCACCGUCUCGAGCGUGAUGAGUGGGAAGAGAAACGAGCGAGAGCUAUUGGCUGCUGCGGCGGUGGGAAGAGGAGGAAGAGUGGAAGAUCACGAGGCUGAGAGAACUUCGUGCUCGCUCGGCGGUGGCGGUAGCGACGAUGAAGACGGUGGUGGAAAUGGAGACGAUGGUUCGAGGAAGAAACUCCGAUUGUCUAAAGAACAAGCUUUGGUUCUCGAGGAAACUUUUAAAGAACAUAGCACUCUCAAUCCGAAGCAAAAGAUGGCUUUGGCUAAGCAAUUGAAUCUGAGGACAAGGCAAGUUGAAGUGUGGUUCCAAAACCGAAGGGCAAGGACGAAGCUGAAGCAAACGGAAGUGGACUGUGAAUAUCUUAAAAGAUGUUGUGAGAAUCUAACCGAAGAGAAUCGGAGAUUGCAAAAGGAAGUGAGUGAGCUUAGGGCUUUAAAGCUAUCACCCCAUCUAUACAUGCACAUGAAACCUCCCACUACUCUCACAAUGUGUCCAUCUUGUGAGCGAGUCGCGGCAACAUCGUCAUCUUCAUCGGUGGGUCCUCCGUCGUCAUCGCGGAUGGGACCGAUGAGUCCGUGGGCUACGAUUCCUCUCCGGCAACGGCCUGCUGCUGGUUCUCAUUAG
Arabis nemorensis is the source of this 933-nucleotide messenger RNA. The record is from the annotation of a GenBank genome assembly. NCBI's taxonomy places the organism in Eukaryota, Viridiplantae, Streptophyta, Magnoliopsida, Brassicales, Brassicaceae.